UGCAAUCUCCCAACAGCUGCAUGUUUUUCCUUUUCCUUCAGCAAAAAAUGGCCCCAUUUACGAUGUUGCCUGGAGCCCCAAUUCUGUCGAGUUCUGUGCUGUGUAUGGUUUCAUGCCUGCCAAAGCCACAGUUUUUAACCUGAAAUGUGACCCUGUGUUUGAUUUUGGCACCGGGCCCCGCAAUGCUGCCUACUAUAGCCCCCACGGACACAUCCUGGUGCUGGCAGGGUUUGGGAACCUCAGGGGACAGAUGGAAGUGUGGGACGUUAAAAACUACAAACUGAUUUCCAAGCCGGUGGCGUCGGAUUCCACGUUCUUCGCUUGGUGUCCCGACGGGGAGCACAUCGUGACCGCCACCUGCGCUCCCCGGCUGCGCGUCAGCAACGGCUACAAGGUCUGGCACUACACGGGCUCGGUGCUGCACUCCCACGAGGUGCCCUCUGACGAGGAGAUGUGGCAGGUGUCCUGGCAGCCCUUCCUGGACGGGGUGUUCCCGGAGAGAGCGGUGAAACACCGGGCGGUUCCCAGCGAGCUGCCCGGCGCUGAGCCGAGGCCCGCGCAGGCAUACAGACCUCCUGCCCUGAGGAACAAACCUGUCACCAGCUCCAAGCUGCAUGAGGAUGAGCCACCCCAGAACAUGAAACCCCAGCAGGGAGGUGGUGAUAAGCCACUAUCUAAAACAGCUCUCAAAAAUCAGAGGAAACAUGAAGCAAAGAAGGCUGCUAAACAGGUACUGCUAAAGUCUUCUUAGGAGGAUAACUU
This is a messenger RNA of Cyanistes caeruleus (blue tit), 762 nucleotides long. The record is from RefSeq and is a predicted model, not a curated record. Lineage: Eukaryota; Metazoa; Chordata; Aves; Passeriformes; Paridae.